This is a messenger RNA of Vitrella brassicaformis, 2187 nucleotides long. The record is from the annotation of a GenBank genome assembly. NCBI's taxonomy places the organism in Eukaryota, Vitrellaceae.
GCAAGAACAAAGCCUUUUCCUCUGCGGUGACGCAGACCAUCUCAUCGGUCGAUCAUCUCAAUCACAUGGGCACCAAUAAAGACCAGCAGCAACACGAACACGGCAUUCACACACACACACGCCCACCCCACACACAAAUCUAAUCACAUCGAUCACCAGCCGCCCUCACAAUAAAAUUGCAAAGCCGGAAGGAAACACGCAAAACUUCGGCCGGCCACAGAUGCGUGGCCGAAUGCUCCAUCUGUCUGUCUACUCACUAACUCGCCCACUCACAUACACCGUCCCCACAAUCCAUGCAGACUUGCGCACUGUCUGUCUCACUCAGCAUGGCGACAGGAUGACCCGCUCUCCAUCGUCGGGCAGCUUGUCCACUAGAGUGCGCCGCAACUUGCCACUAGAUAUCGAAUACUCCAACAGACGAUUCUAGUGGACAGCCACGCACACACACAUGACACACGGCCGUCCAGUGCGUUUGUGAUGCGAUGGGCGGUGUGCUCUAGAUAUCGCCUGGCUCCUAUUCUGUUGACUCACCGUGGCUUGUCCGAUGACGUAGAGAGAAUCGCCGUACGACACCAUGCCGGCCGGGUGGCGCAGACUCGGGUCGCUUAUCACCUACACACACGAUGCACGUGCCGGGCUUGCCUUUCUGCUUGUAUCUCUCCACCCACCCCACCAUGCGCCCACACUCAGUGACCUGUAUCAGUAGGUGUGUCUGGGCUGAAAACUCAUAGAGGGAGUGCCGCUUGACGCUGCCAAUCCACACCGAAUCCCUGGGACAUACAAACACACUCACAUGCCCUCCCUUGUGUGUAUGCCACCCAUGGCCUGCCCGCCUCACACACCUCAGCAGACCCAACACACCUGUCGAAGCAGUAGAAGACGCUGAUGGGUUUCUUGACGGGCAGCCGGCCGAGCAAGGCGCCUUGGUGGUUGUAGAGCAGCACCCCCAGGUCCUUGUUGGCCACGUACAGCACGCCAUACUUGUCAAACGCCACACCACGGAUGCGACCUGCACACAGAGAGAAAAAGUGCAUGUCUCUGUCUGCGCGGGAGUGGUGAGUGGGUGUGUUUUCCCUCCUGUGUGCCGUGCCUUUCUUGGCCUUGAACUUGACAAAGGUCCCCGGGUCGAGCUUGCUCUCAUAUUCCUGCACCCAUUCAGCCAGCCACGCCACAAACACGACAAUGGCAUCCAUCCACCACCCACAUCCCAUCGUAGACCCGCACUCACCUUGAGCACCGGCGCGACGGGCCCCGGCAGGCCGGUCUCCACGUCAUAGCGCACCACCUCAUGUGAGUUCUGGUUGCUCACGUAGAGAUACCCGUCCCACUGGGCGAAGCCGUAUGGGUGCCACAGACCCUCGUUGUGCGCCGACCGCCGGGUCAGCACACGGACGUACUCGCGCUGGCCCUUGCUCUCGGGCUGACAUGGACCGUACUCGACAAUCUUGCUGUCCUGACAGAGAGAGAGAAAAACGACACACACAGUGUGGAGUGCAGACGAGCUGGUGUGCGAUUGUCUGAGGCUUACGUACGUAUCGGUAUGCCUCGGCAACAAGCAGAUGUCCGUCGCUGAGCAUCAUCCCCCGUAGCUCCCGCAGCUUGUGCGGCCCCGUCAUGAGCACGGUGCCGAGGUUGCACCCGUCCCUCGCGUAGCGCACCACAUUGUGCUCGUCGCCCGUCGACCCGCCGUGGAAGGUCACAUACAGGUAAGGCGGGCUGUAGCACCCUCCUGGCGGCCGGACGUGCCGCAUGCCCUUCCACUGCUUCUUGCUGAUCAGCUCACUGUGGAGCUCACUGUGCCCACUGUCACUGCCGAACGAUGCUGCUGCCGUGAGAUUGCUCCUUGACCUUGACGCCCGCAUGAUGCCAUUGCCAUUGUCAUUGUCAGAGGAAGCCUCAGCAGAUAAAGGCGGGUUGAGCUGAUGCAGCUCCCAUGGUUUGCCAUCAGACGGCUGCCAGCGCACAGAGGCCGCCGAUGCAGCAACAGGAGGACCGUCAUUGUUCCCCAUGUGCUGCAUCCUGCUGAGGGGGGGACGGAGGAACGCGAUGACGGACGCUGCGAUGAGGGUGAUGGAGAUGAGGGCGGCCGCGAUGAGCCGGGAGGGGGAUACGGGCUGGUCUGCGGAGGGCAGCAGACGCGCUAAGGACGAAGAUCUCAUGAACGACGACAUUAUUGAGAGAGAUCUG